Dicentrarchus labrax (European seabass) is the source of this 8478-nucleotide messenger RNA. RefSeq lists its product as uncharacterized. The transcript has 43 exons. The coding region runs from base 307 to 8007 and encodes 2566 amino acids. Lineage: Eukaryota; Metazoa; Chordata; Actinopteri; Moronidae. Gene Ontology annotation, molecular function: protein binding. The record is from RefSeq and is a predicted model, not a curated record.
GAUUAGUUUGAAAUGUGUGACAGUGAUGAGAAAAGGCCAUCAGUAGUUCCCAGAGUUCACAGUCAUGUUUUCUAACUGCUUCUUUAGUCUGAGCAACAGUCCAACAAGCCAAAGGGAUUCAACUGACACUGAGAGGAAACAGAGAGAAGCAGCCAAUCAGUGGAGAAGCAGAUGAUGUUUUUACAGGAGAAAAUAUUGUUUCCUCUACAGAUGAAGGUAGAAAGUCUCUGGGAGCUGAUGUGGAUGUGAAUUCAGCAGCAGCUGCCAAGCAGGUUGCUGUGUCUGUGUGAAGGUGUGGGCUCUGCUAUGAAUCAGUGUGAGGACAGAGAGGAGGGAGUCCCUCCCUCUAAAAGCACUCUGUGUGAGGAACAUGACACAAGGACCAAAGCUCAGAGGAUCCAUCAGAGACCAGACUGUCCUGAACCUGAACCCAGCUGUGUGUCCAUGAAGAGUGACCUCUCUAUGGAUCGUUAUAUAGACUUCAAAGAUGGCCGCCACUCUGUUGAUCAAAGAAGGAAAAAACCUGAACCCAGCUGUGUGUCCAUGAAGAGUGACCGCUCUAAGGGUUGUCCUGUAUUCUUCAAAGAUGGCCGCCACUCUAUUGAUCAAAGAGUGGACCAGGAGAGCUCAGAGGUUCCCAGUGGUCAGUCUGCCCAGCAGCAUCAAACACACCUGGACUCCAUCAUUAUGCUGCUGGAGGACAACAUUGUCACUUUUGUGAAGAAUGAGCUGAAGACAAUCCAGAAUGUUCUGAGUUCAGAUUACCCAGAAUGCUUAGAGAGUCAAAAGGAAGGUGAGCAGGUGUUGGAUGGUGAGGAUGAGGAGAAGAGGAAGAGCAGUAGAGAGGCAUUUCUGAAGAUCACACUGCACUUCCUGAGGAGAAUGAAGCAGGAGGAGCUGGCUGACCGUCUGCAGAGCAGAAGUCAUUCUGGAGUUUGUCAGCGUAAACUUAAAUCUAACCUGAAGAAGAAGUUCCAGUGUGUGUUUGAGGGGAUUGCUAAAGCAGGAAACCCAACCCGUCUGAACCAGAUCUACACAGAGAUCUACAUCACAGAGGGAGGGACUGCAGAGGUCAAUGAUGAACAUGAGGUCAGACAGAUUGAAACAGCAUUCAGGAAACCAGACAGACCAGAAACAACAAUUAGACAAGAAGACAUCUUUAAAGCCUCACCUGGAAGAGAUCAGCCAAUCAAAACAGUGAUGACAAAGGGAGUGGCUGGCAUUGGGAAAACAGUCUUAACACAGAAGUUCACUCUGGACUGGGCUGAAGGCAAAGCCAACCAGGACAUACAGUUCACAUUUCCAUUCACUUUCAGAGAGCUGAAUGUGCUGAAAGAGAAAAAGUACAGCUUGGUGGAACUUGUUCAUCACUUCUUUACUGAAACCAAAGAAGCAGGAAUCUGCAGGUUUGAAGAGUUCCAGGUUGUGUUCAUCUUUGACGGUCUGGAUGAGUGUCGACUUCCUCUGGACUUCCAUAACAAUGAGAUCCUGACUGAUGUCACUGAGUCCAGCUCAGUGGAUGUGCUGCUGACAAACCUCAUCAGGGGGAAUCUGCUUCCCUCUGCUCACCUUUGGAUAACCACACGUCCUGCAGCAGCCAAUCAGAUCCCUCCUGAGUGUGUUGACAUGGUGACAGAGGUCAGAGGGUUCACUGACCCACAGAAGGAGGAGUACUUCAGGAAGAGGUUCAGAGAUCAGGAGCAGGCCAGCAGAAUCAUCUCCCACAUCAAGACAUCGCAAAGCGUCCACAUCAUGUGCCACAUCCCAGUCUUCUGUUGGAUCACUGCUACAGUUCUGGAGGAUGUGUUGAAGACCAGAGAGGGAGGAGGGCUGCCCAAGACCCUGACUGAGAUGUACAUCCACUUCCUGGUGGUUCAGUCAAAACUGAAGAACGUCAAGUAUGAUGGUGGAGCUGAGACAGAUCCACACUGGAGUCAAGAGAACAGGAAGAUGAUUGAGUCGCUGGGAAAACUGGCUUUUGAGCAGCUGCAGAAAGGCAACCUGAUCUUCUAUGAAUCAGACCUGACAGAGUGUGGCAUCGAUUUAAGAGCAGCCUCAGUGUACUCAGGAGUGUUCACACAGAUGUUUAAAGAGGAGAGAGGACUGUACCAGGACAAGAUCUUCUGCUUCGUCCACUUGAGUGUUCAGGAGUUUCUGGCUGCUCUUCAUGUCCAUCUGACAUUCAUCAACUCUGGAGUCAAUCUGCUGGCAGAACAACAAACAACAUCCCUGAAGUCUAAAUUAUUUAAACACAAACAGAAUCUAAAAUAUCUCCACCAGAGUGCUGUGGACACGGCCUUACAGAGUCCAAAUGGACACCUGGACUUGUUUCUCCGCUUCCUCUUGGGUCUUUCAAUGCAGACCAAUCAGAAUCUCCUACGAGGUAUGCUGACACAGACAGGAAGUAGCUCACAGACCAAUCAGGAAACAGUCCAGUACAUCAAGAAGAAGAUCGAAGAGACUCCCUCUGCAGAGAAAAGCAUCAAUUUGUUCCACUGUCUGAAUGAACUGAAUGAUCGUUCUCUAGUGGAUCAGAUCCAACGGUACCUGAGUUCAGGAAGUCUCUCCACAGAUAAACUGUCUCCUGCUCAGUGGUCAGCUCUGGUCUUCAUCUUACUGUCAUCAGGAAAAGAUCUGGACGUGUUUGAUCUGAAGAAAUACUCUGCUUCAGAGGAGGCUUUUCUGAGGUUGCUGCCAGUGGUCAAAGCCUCCAACAAAGCUCUACUGAGUGACUGUAACCUCUCAGAGAGAAGCUGUGAAGUCCUGUCCUCAGUUCUCAGCUCCCAGUCCUCUAGUCUGAGAGAGCUGGACCUGAGUAACAACAACCUGCAGGAUUCAGGACUGAACCUGCUGUCUGUUGAAUUGGAGAGUCCACACUUUACACUGGAAACUCUCAGACUGAGUGGCUGUAACCUCUCAGAGAGAAGCUGUGAAGUUCUGUCCUCAGUUCUCAGCUCCCAGUCCUCUAGUCUAAGAGAGCUGGACCUGAAUAACAACAACCUGCAGGAUUCAGGUGUGAAGCUUCUGUCUGCUGGACUGGAGAGUCCACACUGCACACUGGAAACUCUCAGGCUGUCAGGCUGUCUGAUCACAGAGGAAGGUUGUGCUUCUCUGGCCUCAGCUCUGAGCUCCAACCCCUCCCAUCUGAGAGAGCUGGACCUGAGUAACAACAACCUGCAGGAUUCAGGACUGAAGCUGCUUUCUGUUGGACUGAAGAGUCCACACUGUAAACUGGAAACUCUCAGACUGAGUGGCUGUAACCUCUCAGAGAGAAGCUGUGAAGCUCUGUCCUCAGUUUUCAGCUCCCAGUCCUCUAGUCUGAGAGAGCUGGACCUCAGUAACAACAACCUGCAGGAUUCAGGACUGAAGCUGCUUUCUGUUGGACUGAAGAGUCCACACUGUAAACUGGAAACUCUCAGGCUGUCAGGCUGUCUGAUCACAGAGGAAGGUUGUGCUUCUCUGGCCUCAGCUCUGAGCUCCAACCCCUCCCAUCUGAGAGAGCUGGACCUGAGUAACAACAACCUGCAGGAUUCAGGACUGAAGCUGCUUUCUGUUGGACUGAAGAGUCCACACUGUAAACUGGAAACUCUCAGGCUGUCAGGCUGUCUGAUCACAGAGGAAGGUUGUGCUUCUCUGGUCUCAGCUCUGAGGUCCAACCCCUCCCAUCUGAGAGAGCUGGACCUGAGCUACAAUCAUCCAGGAGACUCAGCAACAAAGCUGUCUGCUGCACUGGAGGAUCCACAGUGGAGACUGGACACUCUCAGACUGAGUGGCUGUAACCUCUCAGAGAGAAGCUGUGAAGCUCUGUCCUCAGUUCUCAGCUCCCAGUCCUCUAGUCUGAGAGAGCUGGACCUGAGUAACAACAACCUGCAGGAUUCAGGACUGAAGCUGCUUUCUGAGGGACUGAAGAGUCCACACUGUAAACUUGAAACUCUCAGGCUGUCAGGCUGUCUGAUCACAGAGGAAGGUUGUGCUUCUCUGGUCUCAGCUCUGAGCUCCAACCCCUCCCAUCUGAGAGAGCUGGACCUGAGUAACAACAACCUGCAGGAUUCAGGACUGAAGCUGCUUUCUGUUGGACUGAAGAGUCCACACUGUAAACUGGAAACUCUCAGACUGAGUGGCUGUAACCUCUCAGAGAGAAGCUGUGAAGCUCUGUCCUCAGUUCUCAGCUCCCAGUCCUCUAGUCUGAGAGAGCUGGACCUGAGUAACAACAACCUGCAGGAUUCAGGACUGAAGCUGCUUUCUGUUGGACUGAAGAGUCCACACUGUAAACUGGAAACUCUCAGGCUGUCACACUGUCUGAUCACAGAGGAAGGUUGUGUUUCUCUGGUCUCAGCUCUGAGCUCCAACCCCUCCCAUCUGAGAGAGCUGGACCUGAGCUACAAUCAUCUAGGAGACUCAGCAACAAAGCUGUCUGCUGGACUGGAGGAUCCACACUGGAGACUGGACACUCUCAGACUGAGUGACUGUAACCUCUCAGAGAGAAGCUGUGAAGCUCUGUCCUCAGUUCUCAGCUCCCAGUCCUCUAGUCUGAGAGAGCUGGACCUGAGUAUGAACGACCUGCAGGAUUCAGGACUGAAGCUGCUUUCUGUUGGACUGAAGAGUCCACACUGUAAACUGGAAACUCUCAGGCUGUCACACUGUCUGAUCACAGAGGAAGGUUGUGCUUCUCUGGUCUCAGCUCUGAGCUCCAACCCCUCCCAUCUGAGAGAGCUGGACCUGAGUAACAACAACCUGCAGGAUUCAGGACUGAAGCUGCUUUCUGUUGGACUGAAGAGUCCACACUGUAAACUGGAAACUCUCAGGCUGUCAGGCUGUCUGAUCACAGAGGAAGGUUGUGCUUCUCUGGCCUCAGCUCUGAGCUCCAACCCCUCCCAUCUGAGAGAGCUGGACCUGAGUAACAACAACCUGCAGGAUUCAGGACUGAAGCUGCUUUCUGUUGGACUGAAGAGUCCACACUGUAAACUGGAAACUCUCAGGCUGUCAGGCUGUCUGAUCACAGAGGAAGGUUGUGCUUCUCUGGUCUCAGCUCUGAGAUCCAACCCCUCCCAUCUGAGAGAGCUGGACCUGAGUAACAACAACCUGCAGGAUUCAGGACUGAAGCUGCUUUCUGUUGGACUGAAGAGUCCACACUGUAAACUGGAAACUCUCAGACUGAGUGACUGUAACCUCUCAAAGAGAAGCUGUGAAGCUCUGUCCUCAGUUCUCAGCUCCCAGUCCUCUAGUCUGAGAGAGCUGGACCUGAGUAACAACAACCUGCAGGAUUCAGGACUGAAGCUGCUUUCUGUUGGACUGAAGAGUCCACACAGUAAACUGGAAACUCUCAGGCUGUCAGGCUGUCUGAUCACAGAGGAAGGUUGUGCUUCUCUGGUCUCAGCUCUGAGCUCCAACCCCUCCCAUCUGAGAGAGCUGGACCUGAGUAACAACAACCUGCAGGAUUCAGGACCGAAGCUGCUUUCUGUUGGACUGAAGAGUCCACACUGGAGACUGGACACUCUCAGGCUGUCAGGCUGUCUGAUCACAGAGGAAGGUUGUGCUUCUCUGGUCUCAGUUCUCAGCUCCCAGUCCUCUAGUCUGAGAGAGCUGGACCUGAGUAUGAACGACCUUCAGGAUUCAGGACCGAAGCUGCUUUCUGUUGGACUGAAGAGUCCACACUGUAAACUGGAAACUCUCAGGCUGUCACACUGUCUGAUCACAGAGGAAGGUUGUGCUUCUCUGGCCUCAGCUCUGAGCUCCAACCCCUCCCAUCUGAGAGAGCUGGACCUGAGCUACAAUCAUCCAGGAGACUCAGCAACAAAGCUGUCUGCUGGACUGGAGGAUCCACACUGGAGACUGGACACUCUCAGACUGAGUGGCUGUAACCUCUCAGAGAGAAGCUGUGAAGCUCUGUCCUCAGUUCUCAGCUCCCAGUCCUCUAGUCUGAGAGAGCUGGACCUGAGUAACAACAACCUGCAGGAUUCAGGACUGAAGCUGCUUUCUGUUGGACUGAAGAGUCCACACUGUAAACUGGAAACUCUCAGGCUGUCAGGCUGUCUGAUCACAGAGGAAGGUUGUGCUUCUCUGGUCUCAGUUCUCAGCUCCCAGUCCUCUAGUCUGAGAGAGCUGGACCUGAGUAUGAACGACCUGCAGGAUUCAGGACUGAAGCUGCUUUCUGUUGGACUGAAGAGUCCACACUGUAAACUGGAAACUCUCAGGCUGUCACACUGUCUGAUCACAGAGGAAGGUUGUGCUUCUCUGGUCUCAGCUCUGAGCUCCAACCCCUCCCAUCUGAGAGAGCUGGACCUGAGUAACAACAACCUGCAGGAUUCAGGACUGAAGCUGCUGUCUGUGGGACUGAAGAGUCCACACUGUACACUGGAAACUCUCAGACUGAGUGGCUGUAACCUCUCAGAGAGAAGUUGUGAAGCUCUGUCCUCAGUUCUCAGCUCCCAGUCCUCUAGUCUGAGAGAGCUGGACCUGAGUAACAACAACCUGCAGGAUUCAGGACUGAAGCUGCUGUAUGUGGGACUGAAGAGUCCACACUGUACACUGGAGACUCUCAGAAUGAGUGGCUGUAACCUCUCAGAGAGAAGCUGUGAAGCUCUGUCCUCAGUUCUCAGCUCCGAGUCCUCUAGUCUGAUAGAGCUGGACCUGAGUAACAACAACCUGCAGGAUUCAGGACUGAAGCUGCUGAAUGUGGGACUGAAGAGUCCACACUGUACACAAAUCAUCAGACUGAGUGACUGUAACCUCUCAGAGAGAAGCUGUGAAGCUCUGUCCUCAGUUCUCAGCUCCCAGUCCUCUAGUCUGAGAGAGCUGGACCUGAGUAACAACAACCUGCAGGAUUCAGAACUGAAGCUGCUGAAUGUGGGACUGGAGAGUCCACACUGUACACUGGAAACUCUCAGACUGAGUGACUGUAACCUCUCAGAGAGAAGCUGUGAAGUCCUGUCCUCAGUUCUCAGCUCCCAGUCCUCUAGUCUGAGAGAGCUGGACCUGAGUAACAACAACCUGCAGGAUUCAGGACUGGACCUGCUGUCUGUUGAAUUGGAGAGUCCACACUUUACACUGGAAACUCUCAGACUGAGUGGCUGUAACCUCUCAGAGAGAAGCUGUGAAGUUCUGUCCUCAGUUCUCAGCUCCCAGUCCUCUAGUCUGAGAGAGCUGGACCUGAGUAACAACAACCUGCAGGAUUCAGGUGUGAAGCUUCUGUCUGCUGGACUGGAGAGUCCACACUGUACACUGGAAACUCUCAGGCUGUCAGGCUGUCUGAUCACUGAGGAAGGCUGUGCUUCUCUGGCCUCAGCUCUGAGCUCCAACCCCUCCCAUCUGAGAGAGCUGGACCUGAGCUACAAUCAUCCAGGAGACUCAGGAGUGAAGAUACUGUCUGCUGGACUGGAGGAUCCAAACUGGAGACUGGACACUCUCAGGGUGGAGCCUGUUGGACUCCGAUGGUUGAGACCAGGUCUGAGGAAGUAUUCCUGUGAACUCACAGUCGACACAAACACAGUACACAGAAAGAUCCAACUGUCUGACAACAACAGGAAGAUGACAUAUGUGAUGGAGUAUCAGACAUAUCCUGAUCAUCCAGACAGAUUUGACUACUGUCCUCUGCUGCUGUGUAGAACUGGUCUGACUGGUCGCUGUUACUGGGAGGUCGAGUGGAGAGGAAGAGUUUAUAUAUCAGUGAGUUACAGAGGAAUCAGGAGGAGAGGAGACAGUGAAGACUGCGCGUUUGGGUGGAAUGAUCAGUCCUGGUGUGUGGAGUGCUCUGAUGGUCGUUACUCUGUCUGUCACAACAAGAAAAGAACAUCCAUCUCCUCCUCCUCCUCCUCCUCCUCCUCCUCUGGUAGAGUAGCAGUGUAUGUGGACUGUCCUGCUGGCACUCUGUCCUUCUACACAGUCUCCUCUGACACAUUGAUCCACCUCCACACCUUCAGCACCACAUUCAUUGAACCUCUUUAUCCUGGGUUCGGGUUCAGGUUCUGGUUCAGGUCUGGUUCCUCAGUGUCUCUGUGUCCUCUGUAGGAGGGAGAGACAAACUUUCUCACUGCUGACCAGAUAGUUCAGUCUGUACAGGAUCACACACAGCUGAUGUUAGUUUGUACCAACCUGAUGUGUUUACUGUAAUAGAUGAGGAAGAGGAGGCUGAAGGAAGAGAAGAGCAAAAGAUGCUGGGAUCAUGUGUGCAGCCUGCAGACGUAGGGAUAACUCAUCAAUCAAUCAUCAAUUAAAUGUGGCUGCUUGUUUUUCAAAUCUUCUUUUUGAAACCACAGUUAGAGGGAAAGUGUUUUUAUGACUCAAAUAUUAGAGUGUGAACAAAUAUUCAACUUUGAGUCUGAAACUGAACUUAAAACCUUUGUUCAAAUGCCAAACAGCUCCUUCAAUUUAUCUACUUUAUAAAAAAAAAUCUUUAAUAUUCAUGUCCUGAUUUCACCACGCUGUAUGAUUUCUGUCUGUCUGUGUUGUUCUUGUUCAAUAAAGUUUUAAAGAAGGAAA